AUGGAUAGAUUGCUAGUGCAGUUAGGUUCUCAAGAGUUUGGAGAAGAAAAACAACAAACUCAGCUUCCAAAAUUGAAAUUGAAUAAAUUUAACUAUCGCAGAAAGAAAAAUAGAUACAUGGGUGUUAGGAAACGUCCAUGGGAUCGAUAUGCUGCAGAAAUUAGAGACCCUAAAUCUAAGAGACGCCGAUGGCUUGACACAUUUGAUACAGCUAAAGAAGCAACUAAUUCUUAUGACAUAACAACUACAUCAAUGAAAUCGAGUUCCAAACUAGACAAAUUGUUGACUCAAGCUACAAACAUAAUGCAAGAUCCAUUCUCUAAUUAUGACAGGACAAAUUCAGGAGAUGUAUUAGAGGACAGUGACCAUGUGGACAAAGGUACGGGCACAUAUUAA
Messenger RNA from Cryptomeria japonica (Japanese cedar), 396 nucleotides. Its product is annotated as ethylene-responsive transcription factor ERF088-like. The coding region runs from base 1 to 396 and encodes 131 amino acids. Gene Ontology annotation, molecular function: DNA-binding transcription factor activity; DNA binding. The transcript has a single exon. Gene Ontology annotation, biological process: regulation of DNA-templated transcription. The record is from RefSeq and is a predicted model, not a curated record. Lineage: Eukaryota; Viridiplantae; Streptophyta; Pinopsida; Cupressales; Cupressaceae.